Molecule: messenger RNA, 432 nt
Organism: Brassica napus (rape)
Lineage: Eukaryota; Viridiplantae; Streptophyta; Magnoliopsida; Brassicales; Brassicaceae
Exons: 1
Coding region: 1-432 (143 amino acids)
Source: RefSeq, a predicted model, not a curated record
AUGACAACGAAGAUGAGCAAACACGCGGAGAGGAGGAAGGUGGGAGAAGUAGCGGGAGGAGCGGCGGCAGAGUGCGCGGCGGUGUGCUGCUGCUGCCCUUGCGCUGUGGUUAAUUUGGUUGUUUUGGCUGUUUACAAGGUUCCCGCGGCUGUUUGUAAGAAAGCGUGGAAACGUAGCAAACGUCGACGUUUUAUGAUGAAACGACAUGGUUUGCUUGCAUCAUCAGCGGCGAAAGGGAGAGAGAGCACCGUGCAUGCAAGAUUGAAGGAAGAAGAUCUAACGGCUGAGAUUGUUGUUAUUGAGAAAAACGAAGCGAAUUGCGAACUAAACGAUGUUAUCAUGCUUGAGGAUGAAAUGUUGGAACAUUUUUAUGGGGCAGGUUUUUGGAGAAGCCCCUCGCAGAGGGAUACGGAGUCAUCGGGAAAAUUUUAA